AUGGCGAACUGGGACCAGAUGUCAAGACGCCAUAUCCAGGACCUCGCUCGCGUCAUCUGUCACAGGUUGAACUACCUCCACAGCAUGGGGGUAGUUCACUGGGACAUAAAGCCUGAAAAAAUCUUGUUGGUGGCGUCCCGGGAGGCCCUGGUAUCGAAUCUGGGAUUGUCAGACGCACUAGACGAGAACGGGCAAGCGACACCUCCCAGAAUCGAUUGGACCAUUCGGCCUGCCCCCCCUCAUCCUCGUCACCGUCUCACGCCACCGCCACUGCCACGUCCACUGCCACUGCCUGCGCCUGCCUCGUCCCCAGAGCCUCAGGAGUCGCACGAUUCGGACAACGAGGAUGGCGAGGAUGAGGAAGACGAACCGGUCGAGGAGCGUGGAGGCUACGUCACGCCCUUGGGGAUAACGCUCGUUGUGAUCCCGCAGUAA
Messenger RNA from Linnemannia hyalina, 435 nucleotides. The record is from the annotation of a GenBank genome assembly. Lineage: Eukaryota; Fungi; Mortierellomycota; Mortierellomycetes; Mortierellales; Mortierellaceae.